GUCGUUCUUCAUCUCUCGUGUGGUGGAGACGCCGGGGGACGUUCAUGCUGGGCCACACGAUGGAGGCGUGCACGCGGGGUAUCUGGCUGUCGACCACGGCUCUCGAGUGCGACGAGUUCGUGCUGUUGGUGUUGGACACUGAGGGCAUCGGUGCCGUGGAGGGAGAGGGGCCCGAGUCCUUCACCACCAAACUCCUGGUUGCAACCAUCCUCCUCAGCUCCUUCCUCAUCUACAACUCCCAGAAUGUCCCGGGACUGGCCGACUUGCAGAACAUGAGCUCAUUUGCCCACCUUUCUACUGCCAUAACGGUCAAUGACCAUGGACGAGCAAGUGACCCAGCAGAGCUCCGAAAGUAUUUUCCGCACUUCAUGUGGUUACUUCGUGAUGUCAUCCGCGAAGAGGAAGACCCUCCACUGAUUGAGUAUCUGAAUGCAGAAGUCCUCAAGCCAACUGGGCAGAAGGACUACGACAGUAUUGUCACUGCGAUUCGUACCCUCUUCCCUCCACCUCUGCUGUGCGUCAGCCUCCCAACACCAAACCUGGAGCUUGGAAAUACUCUGCAAGAGGAAAAGAAUAUCGGUGAGGAGUUCAAAAGAGGAAUCUGAGAAACUCAUCAACGGCGAGGGAGGGAUAAAGGCCAGUGUUAGACCCAAGGUGGGGUUCGGGGAGGGUAUCAGAGUCACAGGAGAGGUUCUGGCGGAGCUGGCAGAGACGUACAUCAAUGCACUCAACGAGAAGGGGUCGGUGCCGAGUCUGGAGGGUGCCUGGGGUGCGGUUAUCGAGCUGAAGCUAGCAGAAGAGGUGGAGAAAUCCGUGGGCUUGUACGUGGAGGAAAUGACGGCAAAAGUCGAAGGAAGCCUUCCAAUGGAGCAUUCGAUUCCUGAAGAAGACAGCGACAAGCCCACCCUCAUAGGAUGUCACUGGGUGGUCUUUGAUGCAAAGAGAGAUAAACUCAGUGAAAAGAUGCGGCAGAUAAUCCCCCAGCCUGGACCAGAUGAUCCACCAGUGGAACAAGGCGACCUCUACAAAUCAAUGAUGAAGAGGUUCAAGGAUGCCAUUGUGGAAGAGGGGGAAGGAGGGAUGGAUACAAUGGAG
Molecule: messenger RNA, 1095 nt
Organism: Geodia barretti
Lineage: Eukaryota; Metazoa; Porifera; Demospongiae; Tetractinellida; Geodiidae
Source: the annotation of a GenBank genome assembly